Molecule: messenger RNA, 1788 nt
Organism: Protobothrops mucrosquamatus (brown spotted pit viper)
Lineage: Eukaryota; Metazoa; Chordata; Lepidosauria; Squamata; Viperidae
Gene: NT5C3B
Product: 5'-nucleotidase, cytosolic IIIB
Exons: 10
Coding region: 283-1167 (294 amino acids)
Cellular component (GO): cytoplasm
Molecular function (GO): 5'-nucleotidase activity; magnesium ion binding
Source: RefSeq, a predicted model, not a curated record
GCUGCUAGAAACGACUGCUUUCCGUCUUUGUUUUUUUUAUGCUGUUUUCGUGACAGAUUGGCCCCAGGAUGGAGGCUCCAGCUUGAGCACGUGCCAUCAACAACUGGUAAGCAGCCAUGUCCCAGCUCAGACACUUGGUUAACGAGUACGGAAGGAGUCGCCUCCGCAGCCUAGAGAAGCGCUCUCGCCUCGCGUUGGUUUGCUUUCUGCAUUCCUCGGCCUUUCUGAGAAGAACCGAACAGGCUUUCUGCUUGCAGCUGCAGCAGCCGUAGAACCGGAGUCAUGGUACCUGAGUUGCAGAAAAUAACUGUCCGGAUGAAGAAUCCUGAACGUGUAAAAAGUAUAGUUUCAGCACUCAGGAAAGGUGGAGCAGCAAGACUCCAGAUCAUUUCUGAUUUUGACAUGACUCUUACUCGGUUUGGCUUCAAUGGGAAGCGCUGUCCUACUUCGCAUAAUAUCAUAGAUAACUGCCGGGUCAUCAGUGAAGAAGGCAGAAAAAAGCUGAAAGAUUUACUUCAUCAUUACUAUCCUAUUGAAAUUGAUCCUUAUCAGACUAUGGAGGACAAACUGCCCCUCAUGAUAGAAUGGUGGACUAAAGCUCAUAACCUCUUAUCUCAGGAAAAGAUUCUGAAGAAUGAUAUUGCCCAAAUAGUGAAAGAAUCAGAUGUUAAACUCAGAGAUGGCUUCAACAUUUUUUUUGACCAGCUGCAUGAGAACAAAGUUCCCCUGUUCAUCUUUUCAGCAGGUGUAGGUGAUGUGUUAGAGGAAAUAAUUCAUCAGGCUGGUGUAUUCCACCCUAACAUCAAUGUGGUCUCCAACUAUAUGGACUUUGAUGACAAUGGUGUUCUGCAAGGUUUCAAAGAUCCUCUUAUCCACAUCUAUAACAAGAACAACACAGUCCUGAAGAACACAGAGUAUUUCCAGCAACUGUGCAAAAGAACAAAUAUCUUACUGCUUGGAGAUUCCAUGGGUGACCUCAGUAUGGCAGAUGGUGUUGCUGACAUGGAGAAUAUCCUCCGGAUUGGCUUCCUGAAUGACAGGGUGGAAGAACGGCGGGAGAAAUACAUUGAGGCUUAUGAUAUUGUACUGGAGAAAGAUGAAACAUUGGAUGUAGUAAAUGGUAUUUUACACUUCAUCCUUGCCCAAACUCUAUAUACGCUUCCUUAACUGUUGACAGCUAGUUUCCUUUUGGAAUAUUCUCCUCAGUGUUCUUUAACAUUGCCAUAAUCAGGGCCCAGCUAGCAUUAAUCUUGUUUUUACAUCUACUAUACUGCUAAUUAAAAUGGCAUCAAAUUUGUACCAAGAUAUCUACUAAUUUAGCAGACAAUUUUCUCUUGGCCAAAUUGCAACAGAAUCAGGACUUAUUUGACGAAUUAAAUACUCUUAAAAGAACAAUAUGGGAGUAAUAUUAUGGAUUAGACUUGUCUAUUGUUACUCCCUGUCUCCUAAAAUAGAAAAUAAUGGCAAUAAUAUGGUGCAAUCCACUUUUAAGAUACAUUGCAGUUAUUGAAAUAAUUUUGCUAAUAAUUUGGUAUUAUUGGUGAUGCUGUUUUAAUGCAUAUUUGUGGAAUGUGGGUUGAAGGGCUUUCUGGGUGAGUAGCUUUGUUGGAAUUCUAUAUAUUUGGGCAUGUUCUAAAUUGGAUGUGUGAGUGAAUUUAGGUGCCAGAUGUAAUGUAAAGUAUUUUUAAAAUAAGGUUAAUACAUAUUAGUCCCAAUAGUUAUUGAGCUUUUUCCAAUGAAAAUUAAUGUGUAACAAAUAAGUUUAACUCUGAUAAUUAAAAAGUGUGC